ACUGUCAUAAAGCAUGUUUCAAGAAAUAAAAAUGGCUACUAAUAAAUUUCUGUUCGUUUGAACUUUGAAAGCACAAUAUUCAUUUAGGGAUUUAUCAUUUAAUUCUAAAGUCAUUUUAUGAAAUAUUCGUGUGAAAGUGAUUAAUAGUUAACGAUGGCUGAUGCUGCGUUGGGAAACCGACCCUCGGUUCGCUAUUUUUGCCACAGAUGUAACAUUUAUAUGUUUGAAGAUAUUGUGGAGAACUACACAUGUCCAUUUUGUGAAAGUGGAUUCCUUGAGAAGCUGGAAAAUGGAGCAGAUAGACCUUCACAGCAGAGUCAAACAUUUAGUGAUGCCAACAUGAGUAACACCAAUGAUGCUAAUAAUAGGGGCAAUACUAAUCGCCGAGGAUUUACAUUAAAUAAUGUGCCGAACAUUCUACAAGAUGUGGUGUUCCUGAUGUCAGGGAAUCGGUUAAGUGAAGCCACUAGACAUCGUCUUAGGAAUGAGGUGCGUUCGUCAAUGUUGAGUCGUCGCCACGGCAAUCGACCACCAGGAGCCAGAACUUUAGGAUUUUUGAGAUCACCAGGAGACUAUGUGUUCGGAGGAGAAGCUCUGGAUGCAGUGGUGACCCAACUCAUGGGUCAGCUGGAGUACUCAGGUGCUCCACCGAUGCCUAGAGAUAUCCUCAGUGCCAUCCCCAGUGAACCUGUCACCGAGGAACAGGCAGCCGCCAACAUGUCUUGCUCUGUUUGCUGGGAUAACUUCCUGUUAGGUGAAAUGGUGUCCCGCCUAGAGUGUGAGCACAUAUUCCACUCGAGCUGCAUAAACCCGUGGCUAGAGCUCCACGCCACGUGCCCCGUGUGCCGGUGCUCUCUGCUGCCGGCCAAUCACCGCCCAGAGCCACGAGGGCCUGCUCCCGCAUCCGACGGCUCCACCACCACCACCUCCAGCUCUAACACCACUACCAAUACCACCACUCACGCUCGUCCGCCGCGACACCUGACCUUUAUAUCCCCCCGCGUAGUUAUUCAUCGUUCGACACACCCGAUGUUCCGUCGGGGGUUCCACACCCACACUUGGGAUUCCCCACGCGAUAUGAGCACUUCUUCCGAUUCUAGUGCUUCUGUGACUUCAGACGGUCGGUGGGCACCUCAGACCCAGUCUGAUACCAGCACCGACUCUUCGUCGUCCGUUAAUAGAACGCAAAAUUACCACACCGAUUUCGACUGCGAUUAAGGGUACAAAUUACCUUUUGUUUAAUGUUAAUAAAUACGUUUUGACAGGUGUCUUACUUGGCACUUAGAUUUACUCUUGACAGUCGAAUGACGUUGACGUUUGCUUUUGGCACAUGAAACAUUUUUCAAAUUUGUACAGUAAUAAUCUGUGUUGCUUCUUUUCGUAAUGGUUUUCCAAAAAGCCACUUGUUGAGACAAACUUGUAUUUCAAGUGGUGUGAUUCACCUGUCAAUGCGAAUAUUACCUUUAAUUUAUUAAACCUAUAGGCUAUAGUUAAAACACAUCACACUCAGAGACGAUCGUUAAUGGGAUUAACUUUUGUCUCAUUCCCCUUCAUGUCUGUCUAUGACUCUCGGGGUUCUAAUUUUUUGCCAUUAUAAAUAUGUGAGGCAACAAUAUAUCACAUAAUGUUGCAUAAAUGUAUUGUGCUUUUAAAGAUGUCCCUUAAAUUACUUUAAAGCGAACUUUUUUAUUGUUGAAAUAUUUUGUUAUGCAUGCCUUCAACUUACUAUUUAUCCAUAUAUAUCUUUUAAAAAAUCUAAUUAUGAACUCUUUGAAUGAAAAAUUUGUUAUGAAAUGCGACCUAAUUCAUAUUUUAAUUUAAUGUAUUUUAAAUGUAAAUAUGUAUUUGUAAGAAAUAUUAGAUCAUAAACUUAAAGUUUUCUGAUAUUCUAUAAUGGAUUGUUUAUAGCUCGGUUUUUAGGUUUUUUAAGGGUUUUAUUUUGUAAAGGUAAAUCGAUAGCUGAUGUAUGCAACGCACUUGUUUCAGUCAUACCAUUAUUUAUUUUCAGACAUAUGUUGCCAGAAUAAUUACCAAAUUACUGGCAACACUGAAGGUUCUAUAUUAAGUUCCUAUAUUGUUUUUAAACUAUUAUGGUUUUUCAAUUUGUAGAUAUAUUCCUGAUUAAAAACAUAUAUGUGAGGUGCCGUUUUAUUAAUUUGAAUGUUUGGAUGAAAGAAUUUAAUGCAUUUCAAAUUUUAGAUCUAGAUGUAAGUUUAUGCCAAAGACUGAUAGAGGUAAAAUUUGAAAUUGUAUAUUUAGGUGUGUAAAGGUCUACUUUCUUAGACAAUACAGAAAUUUGAGCCCAAAAAUAAAUAUAGUUUUGGGCUAAAAUGUUGUUGACUUUUUAUACAAGUAGAUGAAAAUAUAUAUUAUGGUUAAUUUGUGGAAAUUGGACAUUAUUCAGACGAUGUAUCUUACAAUAUACAAAGGUUAUUUACUUCUUGCAUGUUAUAUUCAAAACCAUAUGUAUACCUACAGAUAUUUGUUCCUAUUUCAUUUAUAUGUAAAAUAGGAUUAAAUACAUGCGUAUGUAAAUUGAUAAGUAAUUUAAAUGAAAUACUGGUUUGAUUUUAGCAUGUAUUUAAUCAUGAUACUGUAAUAUAUAUUAAUACAUUUGGGAUGAAUAUAACUGCUAUAUGCAGUAUAGCCACUGUUAAAUGUCUAAUUUGAUUCCAUGCUUAUUACAAUAUGUUUGUACAAAAUUAAUUGUUAUUUCGAGUGGAAAUGUCAAAAACAGAACGAGUGUUUUUAAAUAAAUGCGCAACGAA
Pieris napi is the source of this 2768-nucleotide messenger RNA. RefSeq names its product E3 ubiquitin-protein ligase RNF126 (gene Iru). The record is from RefSeq and is a predicted model, not a curated record. The transcript is spliced from 7 exons. The coding region runs from base 154 to 1218 and encodes 354 amino acids. NCBI's taxonomy places the organism in Eukaryota, Metazoa, Arthropoda, Insecta, Lepidoptera, Pieridae.